CUCAGCAGUCGACAUUCGGCAACCUGAGAAAAUAAACUUAAAGCAAAGUUACAAAACACUAACAAAAAAUCUGUAUAGUAUAUGAAGUGGUGCAUUUGAUUUAAUAAUUUAUUAGAACUUAUCCACUGACUCAUAGAUUAGAUUAUAUUCGUAAAAUAAAAAUAUUCUCUGUGUCUGAAUAAUUUAUCGUAACUCCACUUGCGUUUGACUGGAUGCAAUAAUACAAAUAAAAUAUAAUUUAUGUACGAUUAAACAAUGGUUUCCAGCGAAGAAGAGUCCGAAUUAAAAGCUAACGAUGUUGUGGAAUGGGAUGUUGAAAUGGAAAUACAACUAUUUUACGCAAUGGCAAAUCAUAAACCAGUCGGUAUAAACAAACAUUUUCAUAUGGCUUGUAUUUGGGAAAAGCUAUCCAAUUCUAUCACGAAAGAGGUAUCGACCAAAGAUAUUUGGAAACAUUUAGAGUCUCUUUACGAAAUUUCUCUGUUAGAUGACACAGAAAGAAUACCGUUCCCAAAUCAAGAAGUGGCAUUUAGUUUGCCUGAGAAUGAAUUUGGAAGUUUGAUUAAGCAGAAAUGCAAAGAGUCUGUGUUAACUGACGAUAGUGAAGAUGGCCGCAGCCCCUCUCCAAAACUAUCAACACCCAGAAGCACAUCCAAAGAUUCUACACCAAAAGGUAUGCGAAAAGACAGUAUCAGUGCACUAGCAACCAAAACUCGCAAAGAAAGUGGUAGUUCUCAUGCCUCAACUGACACACCUAGCAUCAAAUCAGAGAAGGAUUAUGACCGAAGAAGAGACUCUAGGGAUUCAAAUGCAUCAGGCACUCGCGACAGUUCAACUAGUAGGAAAUCAACAUCACAGAGAGAUAAAACAUCCAAGUCUAAACUUAGCUCUGUUUCAGUUUGGGAUUCGCCUCUCAUAGACGAAGAUGGUGGAUCUCGCCGCGGUCGCCGACGAGCUAAUACCUCCACCCCGCCUGCAACGACGCCGGCGAAGCGUCGGCGCACUUGACACACGCAUACCCACUCGUACCAUCACUUCUUCUGACAUACGCGCCCCUGGUGGGGACACCGGACCCACCCGGGACGGGGGGAUAGAAGAAGUCGCGCAGUUAAUGUGUUCUUCACAUAGUGUACCUUUUUUGUUCUGCGCAUUUGCAUCAUACGCUGUACCAAACAAAAAUGUAGCAUUAUAUAUGUCAUUCCAUGAACUAAGAUAUCAUGCCUCUCAUUGUAACUGCCUAAUGCUUGCACCUUACAAUCGAAACAUUUAAAUAAUAGCGUCUAAAAGCCACGUCGUCUUAUCUUCAUUGAAUAAAAAAUUAUGAUGAGUUGUAAUGUGAAGUCACUUGUAGAUUUUUUAUUGUAGUUUCAAUAUAAACAAUCACUAGUUAGUUUUCUAACAAUAUAUAACAUCGUUUGUACACAUGAAUAACUACGAAUUGCUAACUACAAGUAUAUCAGGACUAUAAUCUUAAAUUUUCAUGUUUGUCAUUAGAUGAUUAGUAUGAGAUUAUUCUAAUGUGCACUAAUACAUAUUUUUUAAAUUAUUCCUUUUCCAAUUCAAUUUGAAUGAGAAAUUUUAUGAGUAAUAGUUUUCAUACA
Messenger RNA from Achroia grisella, 1601 nucleotides. RefSeq names its product MRG/MORF4L-binding protein (gene MrgBP). Gene Ontology annotation, cellular component: NuA4 histone acetyltransferase complex; nucleus. Lineage: Eukaryota; Metazoa; Arthropoda; Insecta; Lepidoptera; Pyralidae. The transcript has 5 exons. Gene Ontology annotation, biological process: regulation of transcription by RNA polymerase II. Bases 256 to 1008 code for a protein of 250 amino acids. The record is from RefSeq and is a predicted model, not a curated record.